GUUUCAGAAUGAGCAAACUCGAUGAUUUGCUGGCCAAGAAAAAGACGGUUGUGCCCGUGCUGGACCUGAGUCGCAGCAACAUUCAAACCAAUGAGGAGUUCAAGCGGCUGUUCGAGAAGGUGCCCGACUACAAGAUGCGGCCCGUGAAGGUGCGCGCCGAGGAGAUCAAGAUCCGGGACAAGGACUACGCCUUCAAGAUGCCCAAGAAGGAGAUGCGCAAGCUGCUCAAAUCGAAUGGCGAGCGGGAGCCGCUCUACGUCUAUGCGGAUCCCGUGCCCACCGAAAUGAAGGAUGUGGUGCUCAUGGAGCUCUGCGCCGUGCCCAUCGACUGGAAGAUGCUCACGACGCUGCGGCCCAAGAACAAGCAGGAGGAGGAGUACUUCAGUCGCAUGGUGGAGAUGGGCAAGCUGGAGCUGAAGACCGAGGCCAGGGAUCGCCGCGAGUUUGCGCUGAACAGCGGCGUGAAGAAGCUCAAGAACAAGUCGGGCAUUGUGGAGACCAGACUGAUGACCUGCGAGUCCUGCGGCGAGGAGAUGUGUUGCGGCAAGUCCUGUGGCGACUUCAACUACGAUUUGUACAUCCGCGUGGAGGCUCGGGUCGUGAAGCCCAAGCCCGUGGCCAUGAGCACGAACAAAACCAAACUGAAUGGCCGCAAGAAGUCCUCGGUGGCUGGCACCAAAAUCAAGGUGAAGAAAUCCUCCAACACCAAGGGCACUUGA
This is a messenger RNA of Drosophila subobscura, 719 nucleotides long. RefSeq lists its product as uncharacterized. The transcript has 2 exons. The record is from RefSeq and is a predicted model, not a curated record. The coding region runs from base 9 to 719 and encodes 236 amino acids. NCBI's taxonomy places the organism in Eukaryota, Metazoa, Arthropoda, Insecta, Diptera, Drosophilidae.